CUACGUGGAGUAUGGCGAGACCUUCGGCGCGGGGCUGAGCAAGCGGCUCAGCAAGUUUCUGCAGAGCUAUGACAAGAAUGGAGGCAAGGUGGUGGUGCACGGCGCGGAUGACGACGGGCGCCCUGCCCGGUCACAAGUACGGUGGCACCAAGGCGGCCUGCAUCACGCUGUGCACUGCCUUCGCUGAAGACACCGUGCAGAACCGGAACCAGAGGAUGUGGGAUCUGAAGCGGAUGGCCGGAUCGAAGCUGUACAAGGUGGACACAUGGCCGAAGAAGCAGGAAGUCCGGGAAGCAGGAAGUCCGCCAAGAGCGCGCACUUGGGUCAAGUCGAACCUGGAGCUGUUUGACAACAAGCUACCUGGAGUGGAUGGUCGAGCAGCUGAGCUGGAGUUAAAGACUUUCUGUCACAUCAUGAAGACGCACCGUGUUGAUGACGACUUCGGCCAAGGCCUCGCCAACAUGCUCAAGACGAGGGAUUGGGCCAAGAGCUAUCCGAAUCUCAUGAGGAUCUGGCAAGCGAUGGCGGUUCUGCCCUUGAGCACCGUCGAGUGCGAGCGCGGUUUCAGCAGGCAGAACGCCGUCAACAGCUGGCUGAGGACGAGCGUGUGUGAUGCAAGACUCAGCGACCUGAUGACCAUUAUCCUCCUGGAGUACGACAUGGAAUACCCUGAGAUCGUGGAGAUCUGGAGACGCCAGAAGAACCGCAGACAGGCAAAAGUAGUGGCUUAUGAGAGGAGCAGCAAUGCUGCCAAGGGCAAGGAGCAUGAUGAGUCCGAUGAGUCAGAGGAGGACAGUGGCUCUUGUGAGAGUGCCUCAGAGGGAGACGCGGAUGAGCAUGGUGACUAAUGUAUGUAUGUGUUUGAAAUGAAGCGUACGUCUAUCA
Molecule: messenger RNA, 885 nt
Organism: Closterium sp. NIES-67
Lineage: Eukaryota; Viridiplantae; Streptophyta; Zygnematophyceae; Desmidiales; Closteriaceae
Source: the annotation of a GenBank genome assembly